AUGGCGGGUCUGGAGCUGCUUUCCGAUCAGGGGUUCCGGCAGGACGGGAGGAGGCCCGUGGAGCUCCGGAAGAUCCAGUGCCGGAUGGGGGUUUUCGAUCAGGCGGACGGAUCGGCCUACGUAGAGCAGGGGAACACCAAGGCGCUGGCCACCGUGUACGGGCCGCAUGAGAUCCGCGGCUCUCGCAGUAAGACCCUCCAUGACCGGGCGGUGGUGAACUGCCAGUACAGCAUGGCCACCUUCAGCACGGCGGAGAGGAAGCGCCGCCCCCCACGGGGACCGCAAGUCCACCGAGAUGACCAUACACCUGAAGCAAACCUUCGAGGCGGCCAUCCUCACCCAGCAGUACCCCCGCGCUCUCAGAUCGACAUCUACGUACAGAUCCUCCAGGCGGACGGCGGGAAUUACUGCACCUCGGUGAACGCGGCCACUCUGGCGUUGAUUGAUGCCGGCAUCCCCAUGAGAGACUACGUGUGCGCGUGUUCAGCCGGGUUCAUUGAGGACACGCCAUUGGUGGACUUGAGUUACAUCGAGGAGGCGGCCGGAGGCGCUCAGCUGGCGUUGGCUUUAUUGCCGAAAUCCGAUAGGAUAGCUCUGCUGGAAAUGAACUCGCGGCUCCACGAAGAUCACUUGGAGCGCGUCAUGGAUGCGGCCAGCAAGGCCUGUAAGGACGUAUACGCCGUCCUGGACCAGGCCGUGAGGGAGCACUUACAGGAGACCACCGCACUGAUGGGGACCGCGGAUCGACAU
Staurois parvus is the source of this 750-nucleotide messenger RNA. Lineage: Eukaryota; Metazoa; Chordata; Amphibia; Anura; Ranidae. The record is from the annotation of a GenBank genome assembly.